Messenger RNA from Pecten maximus, 2481 nucleotides. RefSeq names its product mucin-2-like. Lineage: Eukaryota; Metazoa; Mollusca; Bivalvia; Pectinida; Pectinidae. The coding region runs from base 730 to 2373 and encodes 547 amino acids. The transcript is spliced from 2 exons. The record is from RefSeq and is a predicted model, not a curated record.
AAUGAAGAUGCCUUAUAAUGCCUAUAACGGUUAAAACAACAUUAUCCGGUUAUAACUUGCUAGGUGGUUACAUGGAUUCAAAUAAUGCAGUUAAUAAUUUUUUGCCAAUGAUGGAAAGAAAGUGCUUCCUAUAACUAAAAGUCUUGUGAUCAACGCCAAUCGUAACUCAUUUGAAAUACUCCCGAAUUUGAUGUCACAUCAUGGUUCAUGAUUACUGUCAAAUUAUAUAGCUAAAUAUAAAGUUCGAUCGGAACACAUGUGCUAUAGUUGUUUUCUUUUCAAAGAAUUAUGAAUAUUCGCUAGAUUUAUCUUGGUGCUAAUCAAUGUUGUAUACACAAUACAGUGUGUUAAAUAGAACAAAAUACAGGAAAUGAUAUCCUUUGGUAUAAUGUAUGUAGGUACGUAUACGUCUAGGAAUUAUAAAAGGUAAACUCGAUGAAGACAGGAAAUAUAAUAAGAUAAUUGGGUACAGGUUGGUGUAAAAGACCCAUGUAUUUCAGUAAGAAUGACUAUAACACGUACGCAAUAAGAUUAGGAUAUCAGGAGAUACAAUCAAAUGAAUCUCGCUUUGAUUUCGAAUAUAAAUUGUUUUGUUUGAAUAAUGGUUGCCUCUCUCGACUUUUCUUAUUUUCCUUUCAUUUUAAUUCGAUUUUUCAGUUUUGUCCUUUCAAUAUGGCCCGGUGUAUUUUAACUAAUUGACUUUGUCUCGUCCUGUUUUAGGAAAUAACCAUGCAAUUAAAGACGAGAAAUAUUAAGGCGCUAUGGAUGAUAGGAUGUUUACACUACAUUAUUUCGAUGGUGAAUGCUUUACCAACUGUAGAGAAAACUCCACAGAGCCCAGGAACAGAUGCUGGUGGUGUGUUUGAUACCGACCAACAAGUGGCACCCCCUACAACUGCCGAUAACACUAAUUCGGAAGAUGCAACUUCUAAAAGUGAGACCGCAGGAUCAAUCACCGACAAUGCUAUGAAUUUCCCUGCGUCCAGUGAAGCAAGUAAAUCUGGUACGGACGACGGAUCGUCUAUACCGCUUAGCGCAUUUAACACGAUGGUUCCGAUUUCGCAGGGUACCUACUCGCUUCGCGAAACUAACAGUGUGCCUACAAUAAUGACUACUACGCGGGGUAAUAUCGGCACUGGAAUACCAAGCAACGCCAUCCUUAAUACAAACCUUAACCAGCAGGCGUCACUGUCUGGUGGACAGUUAGGUAACAACGGUUUCUUAGCAACUGUUGCAAAACCAAAUCCUUCACAAAUAUCUGGUAGAGUAAUGUUUUCGCCGCUUACUAUGAGAAACAACAUGCAACGAAAUAUGAAUAUGAUUCCGAGACCAACAAGUCGUGCAACCGUGGUAGGCCCGCCUACACGUACGUCUUCUACUUUCAAGGCUUUUCAAAGCAGACCAGGAAUGACGUUACCAUUUGUGAAACCUAUCUCCAGCCAAUCGUUUACACCUAGGUUCUCUCCAACAAGGAAUUCACCAUUGCCUCCUUCAAAUUUUCAAACAUCAUUUUAUUCUCCAACUGAGCCAACAUUCCCCAUAACUCCUUUUGUUCGGUCUGGAUUUUCUUCAGUUCCGUUUCCCCCACCAUCAGCAAAUACGCGCGAAGUUCUGUCCAGGGCCCAGACAGUAACUAUUGGGCAACCAAUUCGUGUGACCUUUUCGUCUCCCCCUGCUACAUUUGCAAGAACUCUGCCCUCAGUUUCACUUCCUUCGCCAGCUUCUGUGUCAUUCCCACCGUUCAUUUCAACAUCGGUAGGUUCUUCUGUCCCGUCAAAUACGUUCUCCAGUGCACCUACUCAGUUUUUCUCUUCACUUCCGACAGUAAAUCCCAAACCCUCAACAAUCAUUCUCAAUAAUAAUGCCCUACCUAACCGCCCAGCUAACCCAGCGUCCAUACGAAUGCAAUCACCCCCACCUCCCGCGCAAGUGACAUCAUUUCAGCCACUUCCGCUAAUGAGAUCCCAAUCCCAAAUCAGUGUGACUCCGUUUAACCUUGGUUAUACACCUAUGUCUGCUCCUACAUCAAUUCCGGUUUCAUUUGCACAAAUGCCAACAGUGGUCCCAAUUUUCGCAGCCCCAAUGCCUCAAGCGACGACAAACAUUAUUGGUGGUCGUAUGUCGCCGCCACCUUUAAUUCAGCAAGCAGGAGGUUUCGUACCUAACAUUGGAGGAGGAUCACAAUUAGGAGGUUUCGUACCUAACAUUGGAGGAGGAUCACAAGUAGGAGCAGGGGAAGUAGCCACGGCAGUUGGAGGAAUACCGGGAGGUGGCAUGUUUCAGGCCAAUAUACCGCCAGUCGAAUCACCUUCCCUAAUGGCGUCAAUCAAUGAAUUUCUGAGUCCCAUGGUGAGAGGUUUUCAGUCCCUCUAAAGAUGUCCUUCUCCAGAACCACUGAUCAAAGUGUUUUGACCAUGUUACUUACAUUUGUUAUACAUUGUAUAUUUUGCAUUUGGUAAUACAACGACGUAUUUACUUUUA